CAGAAAGUUUCUUUUUUCUCUGUUUCCCCUUCAAUCUCCCAAAUUCAUAUAAAUUCACUUGAAUUUCGUUUUUUUUUUUCUCCCUCUCUUUCUAUAUCUAUUUAUCCUAAUUGCAUAUACGUUUUUUCUCGCAUCCACUAAGAAAUGGCAUCUGCAGUGUUAAUGUCUACAAGCCCUACACCCACUGAGUGUACUUUACGUGAUGACAACAAGUCGAUUUCCAUCUAUGACAGCCUACCUAUUCUCGACGUCUGGUAUUCGAAUAAGCACGAUGAUCUGGAUAAACAACUCAAGCAAAAGCAUCAAGACAUUUUACGUCGUCAUCUCGAGUCUCAAAAUAAAAGAAGGAAAACUGCUUGCAUUCAGUCUGUUUCAUUUUCUGCAGAGCCGCCGUUAGUUCACCAUUAUGAACAUGAACCAUCAAAGAAUACGCAUUCACCAUCGAAAACUCCACAGCGCCCACAGCAUUCUCAUAAGAGAUCAAACAGCAGUUCUGACUUUAAGGAAUUCAUCAGGCAUUGUACCAGCAAGCUCUCACGUCAACUUAGUAGUGGUAGCAGCAGUCAUUCUGCUACUGUUCCUGUUGCUGUGGAUGCCACUGCCAAGAAAGCUCAUCAUCGUCGUUCAGCAUAAUAAAUAGCCAUGCACGUUUUUUAAGCAUGACAAGAAAAUACCAAGCGUAUCUUUUGAAUGUUCUACUCAUUUGCUACUACUAUUACUACUAUUACUACUACUACUACUACUACUACUACUACUACUA
This is a messenger RNA of Mycotypha africana, 760 nucleotides long. RefSeq lists its product as uncharacterized. The transcript has a single exon. Lineage: Eukaryota; Fungi; Mucoromycota; Mucoromycetes; Mucorales; Mycotyphaceae. The coding region runs from base 145 to 633 and encodes 162 amino acids. The record is from RefSeq and is a predicted model, not a curated record.